UUCAGUCCGUAACCGACCGCCGCGAGUGUUGCGUCGCGAACCUAUGGUCGAACUUCUACAUUAGCACGAGACUGCGAUACCGCGACUAGUCAGUCCGGGUGCCAAGUGCGCGUGAUACAACAACGUACGCGUGAUCCCUUAUCGCGAUCGUGUCCAAGACUUCUCGAUUCCGUCAUUUGAUACACUAAAUACGGACGAAAUAUCGGUGUCGCGUGUUGAAAACGGAGAAAGAGAGAAAGAGCGGGUCAGUGAACGACCGUGCGAAGGUACGAAGAGAGAAAUAAAGAGAAAAAUAAAAGAGGGCCGGAGAGGGAUUUUCGUCGCGACGUAUACAUACACGUGCGAAGAGAGAAGUGCAACGCGCGCGUGCGCAUACAUGCACAGAGACAGGAGGAGAGGCGAGAGAGAGAGAGAGAGAGAGAGAGAGAGAGAGAGAGAGAGAGAGACAACGACGACGACACGGCGCAGGAAGAGGCAAAAGGGAGUCAGUGACACCGGGAGGGUCGGGUGUUCCUCGUGCAAAACCGCCACCGGAAUAUAUGUCGUGAGUGCGCGGCCGAAGAUCCGCGGAUAGAGACCGGCGAUAGUGCGUGCGCGGGGCUCAGGCGAAGAGGGAAAAAAAAGCGAAGACUCCCGGUGAAAAGCAAUGCGGGUUCAUUGACUGCGUGCCGCGCAAUGGCCGCAUGUUCGUGGCCGAUGCACAGUGCAUGUGUGACAGGAGCUACGAGGAGGACGACGCCGAGGACGACUGGCCCGGAGAUACCGGCUACGAGGCUCGAGACCUACUGAAGCUUUUCUCUCUCUCCGGGUUCUCCGCGAUCGAGGACGCACACCCCGAUCGAGAGUCCUGAUAACGACGAGGAACAACCGGAAUCUUUCGUGCUUUUUACCUUUCAUCAGUGAUUCUACCAAAGAGGGAGAAGACGUGUCGCGCGUUAUUUCUAACAAAGUAGACCGUCACGUCGUCAUCUCGAUUGGUCCGUUUUAAACUUUACCCGGACUUAAUGCUUGCUCGCGGGUGCCUCGACGGUAAAUUGUCUCAGUGUCGCGGGUACAGCUGGCGAACAUGUUCGUUUGGUGACGGGCAAGCAAAUCGCGGAGGUGAAUCGUCGCCGUCGGUGAUCGAGUCGGACGUGUCGCGGUGGCGGGACUUGGGUGAGGAUAUUCCGUCGCGUUUGACGUCGUGGUGCGUUGUACAGCCCGUGGUUCGGCAGUGAGAUAAAGAUAAGACGGAGAGGCGGGCAGCUAUAACCGGCAACCACACGGUGGACAUGAUUAUUUCAAAGGAUCUGUUCCUCUUUGGCGACCAAGAUUACCUGCGCCUUCCCAGCAACGAGAAGCGCCAGCAACGGGCAAUGGGCCGACCGAUCAUCAAUGCUCCCAGAGUGGAUAGCUCCGCGUUGCAGUUGGUGUACCCGCUGGAUUCCCGCCCGGUGCAGCUGAUCUUCCGGGGGUUGCAGGUGGUCAAGGAAAAACGAGUCCUCCUCCGAGAUGUCUCGGGCGUUGUCAAACCCGGCGAGCUUCUGGCCGUCAUGGGCCCUUCAGGUUGCGGCAAAACUACGUUGUUGAACUGCCUGUCCGGUCGCGUCGGCUUGGACGGGGGUGAAAUCUGGUUGAACCGUGAAAGAUUGACAAAAAGAUGGCGCCGAAGAAUCUGCUACGUCCAGCAGCAGGACGUUUUCUUUCCCGAUCUCACGUUGAGGCAAACGUUGGAGUACCAGGCGAGGCUCAGGCUUCCGGACACGUUCUCGCACUCCCAGAAGAUGCAAUGCGUGGACCACAUCAUCGAGGUCCUCGACCUCGCCGCCUGCCAAGAUACCAUUAUCGGGGAUUACACGAAGAGAGGAUUGUCCGGUGGAGAGAAGAAGAGGACGAGUAUAGCUUGCGAGCUACUCACCAAUCCGUCGUUGAUGUUACUCGAUGAACCCACAAGCGGGCUGGACUCGCAUUCGGCACAGGCGUUGAUCUCGCGGUUGAAGAAGUACGCCGAACAGGAGGGCAAGAGUAUCGUGGUGACGGUGCACCAGCCCAGUUCCAGGAUGUUCCACAGUUUCAAUAAAAUCCUGCUGUUGAGCCGUGGCCAAGUAGCAUAUUUCGGGCCCACUGCGAACAUCGGCAGGUUUUUCUCCACGAUAGGACUCACGCUCCUGCCGCACUACAACCCCGCCGAUUUUAUACUGGAGCAAAUAAAGGGGCCAGAGGAGAUUCGGGAGCGCAUCAUGGCCGCAGCGAGGGCCGCGAGACAGGGACCUGACUGCCCGCCGGAACUUCGUCCGGAAUAUAAUCCCAGUCAGCAUCCGCUCUGCGACCAUCUGAUCCAUUAUCACGAGCACCACAUCAGCCACAACGUGAAGGAAGACGAAGGUCGCACGCUGUGGUUGGACACUCAAAGCCACGCCAGUAGUAGUGCCAGUUCCGCGGAUGACGACUUCGCCUGGCAGUGGCCCACUAGUUUUUGGUCGCAGUUCAAAGUAUUAUCGGAAAGAAAUUUUCAAGAGGCACGGCCACGGAUGUUGUCUCGUCUGAAUUGGCUGCAAACGAUAGCCCUCGGCUUGCUCGCAGGGCUAUUGUGGCUCAGGCUUCCUAGAACCGAGGCGGCGCUUCACGACAUCCAAGGCUGGAUGUUCUUCAGCACCACGUACUGGAUGCUGUUCGCCCAUUUCGGUGCACUCUCCAGUUUUCCUCCAGAACGCGAGGUGAUCAACAAGGAGCGGUUGUCAGGAUCGUAUCGGCUCUCGGCCUAUUACCUGGCGAAGAUGGUCGGCGAGCUGCCGCUUACGAUCACGCUGCCCGCGGUCUACCAUAUCAUUAGUUACCCGAUGUUGGGCUUCCACAGUCCAGCAGUUUUCGUUACUCUGCUGGCGUUCCUCUUACUCAACACCGUCGUCGCUCAGAGCGUGGGAUUCUUUGUUGGCGCAUGCUGCUUGGACCUGCAAGUCAGUAUAACAGCGUCCGCGCUUUAUACGUUGGCGACGCAACUGCUGGGCGGCUAUUUGGCGACGGCGGUCCCUCCCUGGCUGGCGUGGGCCAGAUACGCGAGCAUGGUGCACUACGCCUAUCAGAACAUGCAGAUUCUGGAAUUCGGCGUUGGCGAACCGAUCACAUGCUCGCAGCCAAGCAAGUUCGCGGAGUGUAGAAACUCGACGACGAUACCAGUGUCCGCGAUCCUGGAAGUUCAAGGCGGCAGGGGUUCCGGUCUUCCACUGUGGGCGAACACGGCGGUGCUGCUCGCGUUUCUAGUCGUGUUCCGCACCCUGGGCUAUCUGGUGUUACGUUACUACCGCGUGCCCAAGUGAGCCCGGCGAGAUAGCGGAGGGAGCCGUCUUUCUACUGCCGCCUGAAACACCACGACUGGACGUCGAAACACGGGAAAACAACGACGACGGCGAGAGUAUCGUCGUCGUCCAUCGAGCCUUUGACCCUUCGUUUCGCCCGGGGCGACGCGACAGAAGUAGAAGCACAGAACGAGAAAAGAUUGUACCAUGCGCGAAAGUUUAUUUUUACAGGAUUGUCCUCGGUCGUUCCACUAGAAACGGUGGUGAGAUCGUCCACGUGGAAACAUUUCACGUCGGGCCUCUCCAAUUUCCCUCGCCCAUUUUUUACUGGAUCGAUAUCGCGGUCACACGAAAAUUGAAUCUCACGAAACGAAAUAGCUCAGGAGGACAGUUUCCAAUACACGGAUCACGCGAAGACUGAAACUUCCACGGGUCGAAGAUGAGUUCGAUCGUUCGUGGACAUUCUCAGCACCGUUUUCAUAACCGACGCCGCUAUUUUUAAUUACCGAUUGCGAAUUAGCGAAUAUUUUUAUUAAUCACGCAUCUCGCAGAAAUAGAAUACCUCAGACAGACAGACAGGGAAAACUAGCAGCGACCUAAGCGAAGCGAGGGGUUAAAGGGAGAAGUGCGCGGAGAGCACGGGAGAAGAGGGGUGCCACGUCCACCCGUUUCCGCCUAGUGGAUCUGCGACGAGAAACGCAUGAACGCCUCACCAAGAGACUUUGUUCGAAGACUAUACAUAAGAUUGUACACGUAGAGACUUUAUAUAUACAUAUAUAUACAUAUAUAUACAUAAAAUAUCAUGCUAUCGCGUGGAGAUGAGCACGGAAGGGAGCAUGAACGAAGGAAGAAUGGGGAGGAGCGCGAACUCUUUUGUUUUAAUUUCUUGCGGCAACAAGGGUAUGUAUAACUGUGCAGUUGUGCGUGCGUGCGUGCGUGCGUGCGUGCGUGAGUGAAAGGAGAACGAACGAAAGGGUGAGAGAAGAGCCAUUUCUUUCUCUUUUUUUGGAAGAAUCGAUGCGGCGCGUCGAGUCGCCACGCAAACCGACUGAAAAAAAAAUCACAGACGUUAAUUCCGACGAACCAUUUCUCCGCGCGUGGGAACGGAGAAAAGGAAAAAUAAACACCAUUUCGAAUCAUCCACAGAAACAUUUAGGUUUAGGAAACACGAGACGGAAAAAUAAUUAGCGAAAUAUCUAUAAGGAGAGGAAACGUUUUUUAAUCGUUCUUAGGCGAGACUACCCGCGUUUUACUUUCUACAAUUUUUAUUACCACUGACAAACGAUCUACAGUUGAUAUUCGAGCCCCAAGACCAAACCCCCCGACCCCUAGGUGAUAAGGUGGACAAAACUGCUGCUAAUUCUAUCAUUCGGUUAAUCACUACAUCUACCAGUUAGUAACUUUUAUUAAUCGGAUGCUGUACCGCGCGAAAGGGAUAUUCAGCGAGAAACAAGUGGAUCGUUCAUAUACAUAUAUACAUCUAUACAUAUAUACAUAUACAUAUAAUAGGCUGCGAAUUUCGAUCGACGGGAAGAUGAAGGAAUAGUGAUAAAACGGUGUGCACGCGUGUGCCGAGUGAGAAUGAAAGGGCGAGCAUAGAACGAGUAUAUAUAAAAUGAUUGAAAGGAAAAUGUGCUCGUAACGGAGGAACAAGGUUCAUGAAAUGAUUAGGCUGGCUAUGGGAGAUCCGGGACUCUGAGUCGAUCUUAGAACGUUGUUGGUCUCUAAUGUAAUUUAUGUGAUGUUUUUUCUAAAAAGCUCGACACGGGGAUCCAAACGAAACAUUUAACGAGCGACGUAGUAAUUAAUUGGCUACCUUCUGUAUAUAGAAACGAAAAUUAUAUAUAUAUACAUACAGAAAUAUUAUAUAUAUAUA
Messenger RNA from Ceratina calcarata, 5151 nucleotides. It is a transcript of the gene E23, whose product is annotated as ABC transporter G family member E23. Gene Ontology annotation, biological process: transmembrane transport. Gene Ontology annotation, molecular function: ATP hydrolysis activity; ABC-type transporter activity; ATP binding. NCBI's taxonomy places the organism in Eukaryota, Metazoa, Arthropoda, Insecta, Hymenoptera, Apidae. Bases 1272 to 3296 code for a protein of 674 amino acids. The transcript has 13 exons. Gene Ontology annotation, cellular component: plasma membrane. The record is from RefSeq and is a predicted model, not a curated record.